This is a messenger RNA of Suillus bovinus, 831 nucleotides long. RefSeq lists its product as uncharacterized. NCBI's taxonomy places the organism in Eukaryota, Fungi, Basidiomycota, Agaricomycetes, Boletales, Suillaceae. The record is from RefSeq and is a predicted model, not a curated record. The annotation marks the transcript as partial. The transcript is spliced from 2 exons.
CUUAUUGUUGGUGACUAUUUCAAGUCAUCUGGUGGCACAGUUUACCUGGGAUACUCAAAGAAAGCAUCUGACCUCAUUUCUUGGCUUCGAAGCAAGACACUUGUUCUAGCAACACUAAGAGAUAUCCAAGUUGCCCUCAAUUCAACUAACUCAUCCCGUCCUAAUCGUGUUCUCACUGUAAUCCGUGCAGUUUUGACCAGAUGGACUGUUCAUUAUCUUGCCUUCAGACGACUUCUUGAUCUUAAAUUUGCACUCGACAUUCUCGUCAGGCAGGAGAAAAGUCUCGGACAGGAUUCAAAAAUAGUUACGGUAAAAAAUCAUUCCUUUUUCAUUGAGUAUCAGCUGAAUCGAAAUUUUCGUAGGAUGGUCAGUCACCUGCAGCCCUUAUCAUUGGUAAUCAACAUUGCUCAGGCCACACACUGUUGUCUCGAUGAAGUUUUGAUCAUUUUUGGCUUUCUAAUAUCAAGAUAUACUGCGCUACAAGGGAAGGCUUCAUCAGUCGGAGAAAAUUUGAUGAUUCAGGCUAUCAUUGAUUCUCUCAAAAAGCACUGGAGCAAAUGCGAUCAAGAUGUAUUUCUAGCUGCAGUUGUUUUGAACCCUCUUUACAGGAUCAAGCCCUUUGCUUGCCUUCGCAAAUUUACCAAUGCAGGACUCAUGACAUUAUUUGUCAAGUUAUGGGGUCGAUUUUUCCCUAACACACCCUCUGAUGAGUUUCGAAAGGAGUUCUUAGAGUAUCUAGAAGGACAUGGGGACUACGGCGAAGAAUUUAUAAAUUGGGUGGACUUGGUUCGAAGUGCGGCCAAGGUUGAGGCAUGUUUAAUCUGUCUAUAA